ACGUGGGUCCAUGAGAUGGACGGUCUACAGUGGAUCACGGUCCACCAAGUGCAGGUCUCAGCGGGAGGGGAACUAACAGGAAUGCCAGGGUUAAUGUGGCGUGUUAUCCACCAUGGGAUUUGGGUGGUCUACCUGGGCGUGGUCCAGGCAAUAAUUUCUCCAGAGAGUACAGGUAACGUCGCAUGGAGGACUCCUAUGGCCGUUGCUGCCACUUCCUGGUUUAUCUCACAGACACUCCUCUUCUCCUCCAAGAAGCUCUCACCCACCAUAAGAAUGGCUUCCAAAGCCGUACACUCCUCGUCCCAAUCUAUUACUCCUUCUUCCUCUCCUCUGAAGGUUGUGGACUCCCAUCUCCAUGUCUGGGCUUCUCCCCAAGAGGCUGCAGAGAAGUAUCCUUAUUUUCCGGGCCAGGAGCCUUCGAUCCCUGGAGACCUUGAUUUCUUGCUCAAGUGUAUGUCAGAAGCAGGAGUGGAUUGUGCUCUCAUCGUGCAGCCCAUAAAUCAUAUGUUCGACCAUUCUUUGGUAACUAGUGUUUUGAAGAGGCAGCCAUCAAAAUUCAUUGGUUGUUGUCUUGCAAAUCCCGCAGAAGAUGGAAGUGGGCUUAAGCAGCUAGAAGAUUUAGUUUUGAAGGAUGGAUAUCGUGCUGUUCGAUUCAACCCAUAUUUGUGGCCUUCUGGUCAAAAGAUGACAAAUGAUCUUGGUAAAGCAAUGUUCUCGAAAGCAGGAGAGCUUGGUAUUCCAGUUGGAAUUAUGUGUAUGAAGGGUCUUAGUUUACACAUUUCAGAAAUAGAGGAGCUAUGCACAACCUACCCUUCAACCGUUGUGUUACUUGAUCACAUGGCUUUCUGCAAACCACCAGUAAACGAUGAGGAACAAGAAACCUUCUCUGCACUGCUGAAUUUUUCCAGAUUCCCACAGGUUUACGUGAAGUUCAGUGCCCUCUUCCGCUUGUCAAGGAAACCAUAUCCAUAUGAAGAUACUGGAGAACUUCUUUCCCAAGCGAUCUCCAGCUAUGGGGCCAAUCGUGUCAUGUGGGGAAGUGAUUUCCCCUACGUGGUUCCGGAGUGCGGCUAUAAGGAGGCAAAGGAGGCUGUCUCUCUUAUUGCAAGUCAGAUGCAUGUUUCAUCAUCUGAUUUGGAGUGGAUAAUGGGCAGAACAGCAAUGCAACUCUUCCAACACUCCUAGAAAGAUCAGUAGGAAGCUUGCCUGUAAUGGACACAGUGUUUUGUUGGUUUAGGCCAAUCCUCUGGACCUCAAAUUUAAUAAGAAGCAUGUAUUGCAAUGGAGUUUGAGAAUGGUUCUUUGAUGCAA
This is a messenger RNA of Elaeis guineensis (African oil palm), 1311 nucleotides long. RefSeq lists its product as uncharacterized. Gene Ontology annotation, molecular function: carboxy-lyase activity; hydrolase activity. The record is from RefSeq and is a predicted model, not a curated record. Lineage: Eukaryota; Viridiplantae; Streptophyta; Magnoliopsida; Arecales; Arecaceae.